Messenger RNA from Maniola jurtina (meadow brown), 2815 nucleotides. Its product is annotated as oxysterol-binding protein-related protein 9. The transcript has 16 exons. Gene Ontology annotation, molecular function: sterol binding. Lineage: Eukaryota; Metazoa; Arthropoda; Insecta; Lepidoptera; Nymphalidae. Bases 123 to 2243 code for a protein of 706 amino acids. Gene Ontology annotation, cellular component: intracellular membrane-bounded organelle; membrane; cytosol. The record is from RefSeq and is a predicted model, not a curated record.
AGCAACACAAUAACUAUACGUCAAACGUAUGGAUUAUUUAUGGUGGAACGUUUCUGCUGCAGUGUAAAUUAUUCAGUCUUUAUUUUUGAUGUGUUUUUAAAUUAUUUUUGAGUUUUGUAAUCAUGAUGGAAGGAUCUUUGAGUAAAUGGACAAAUGUGAUGAAAGGGUGGCAGUAUCGCUGGUUCGUACUCGAUGAGAAUGCUGGUUUGCUGUCGUAUUACACAUCAAAAGAAAAAAUGACGCGGGGCGUGAGAAGAGGAUGCGUUCGGCUCCGGGCUGCAGUUAUCGGCAUUGAUGAUGAAGACGACUCCACAUUCACCAUCACCGUCGACCACAAGACUUUUCACUUUCAGGCGCGGGACGGCUCAGAAAGGGAACGCUGGGUGCGUGCCUUGGAAGACACAAUCGCUCGACACGGCCGAAGGGAGCGCUGGUCACGCUGCGUGCCCGCGCCGGCGCACCGGCACGGCGACCUCGAGCGGCGCAUCUCAGAGGCCGACGCGUACCUGCAGAUCAUGAUAGAACUUGUUUCUAAAAUGACCACAAGAGUGUCGGAGUUGGCCGAACCACAAGACAAGAAUAAAGGGCAAGUCAUAUUAGAUCACUCUAACGCAAUGUUGGAUAAUAUAAAACAUUCCAUUGUGCUUCUUCAAAUUGCUAAGAACACCGUGAAUCCUGUCAAUGGAGUGUACCAGGGACCAACAAAUCCUUCGCAAACACAUAUCAAAGAAGAUCUAUCUCCCCGUGUUGAGCUGGGGUCGGAAUGCCUAGAGCUGUCGACUCCUACACUCCCUAUAACGCCCCUCGAACAUAUCGAUUCGCCUAGACAAGCGAUGACACUUCUGGUGCCGGAUACAUCAUACUCGUCGUCGGAAGGUGAAGACGACUUCUACGACGCGGACGACGAACUGGUCGAUAUCGUCGCUCCGGGCCCGAGUGCAAGUCGUACGUGCGGCGCGGAGGGCGCGUCGGUGCAGGAGCCGGCGUCGCCUGCCGCCGUCGAUUUACCGCGGACCAGAGAUGGAGAGAUCGACUAUGACGCCCUGUACGAGGACGAUUCAGACAGCGACCUGGGGUCAAUGGAGAACCACGGCUCGGUCGUCACACACCUACUGUCCCAAGUUAAAAUUGGCAUGGAUCUCACUAAGGUUGUGCUACCAACAUUCAUCCUGGAGAGGCGAUCACUUCUUGAGAUGUAUGCGGACUCCUUCGCACACCCUGACCAAUUUAUUAAGAUAGUAGACCAACCAACCCCCCGUGACAGAAUGGUGCAAGUGGUGAGAUGGUACCUCAGCUCGUACCACGCGGGCCGCAAGUCGCAAGUGGCGAAGAAACCUUACAACCCCAUAUUGGGCGAAGUUUUCCGUUGCCAUUGGGACCAAGACGGCGAAUCAGUUGAAAGCAAUACAACCAAGCAAGAAGUAGGUGACGGCCCCGUCCCGUGGUGUUCACCCGACCAACUAUCCUUUGUGGCGGAACAAGUGUCCCACCACCCGCCCAUAUCAGCCUUCUAUGCGGAGCAUGUCAACAAGCGUAUACAGUUCGAUGCCUGGGUGUGGACCAAGAGCAAAUUCCUCGGCCUGUCUAUAGGAGUGCACAACAUCGGCAGAGGACUGGUCACUCUGCUAGACCUGGGGGAGGAGUAUACCCUCACAUUCCCCAACGGAUACGGCAGGUCAAUAUUAACAGUUCCAUGGAUAGAACUCGGCGGGUCAGUAGUAAUAGAAUGCGUUCAAACGGGACACAAAGCAAAUGUGGAGUUCCUAACGAAGCCUUUCUACGGAGGCAAGAAACAUCGCGUGACGUGCGAGAUAUUUGCCGGGAGCGACAAAAAACCGUAUUACAUUGCUCAGGGGGAGUGGAAUUCCAGGAUGGAGGGGAGAUGGACUGAAUCCGGGCGCACCGAAGUCCUUUUCGACGUGACAAAUAUGAAACCACGUCGCAAACGCGUUGCGCCCAUUUCACGUCAAGCGGCCAACGAGUCACGCCGCGUGUGGCGCCACGUCACGGCGGCGUUGCGAGCGGCGGACACCGACGCCGCCACCACGGCGAAGCGGAGACUCGAGCAGACGCAGAGGGACGCGGCCAAGAAACGCGUCGACACAGGAGACCGCUGGCUCACGCAGCUAUUCAGCCCGAAAGGCGAAGAAGGCUGGGAGUACACCGCUCCUCUCAGCAAGCGCAGCGAGCCCGCCGCCAGUACCACUCCUACACGGAAUGCCACAGACACUGAUACCAGAUAAUGGAGACAAGUUUAUAUGGACUCUUAAACUUAAGAACGUUAUAGGCAGGGACGGUUACCGUUACAAAAUGUUUUAAUGUUAAAAUUACCACAACGUUUCGUUACAUUACGUUAAAACGGCAACGUUAGCAGUAUAUUAAUACUAUUUAUCGUUAUAACUUAACGGUGAAUGCGCGAAAAUGCUACUUUGUACACGGCGUCGUUAGAUAAAGGUGUAUGAUUACCAACGGUAACGUUAUUAAUAUAUAACGUUAUAUUCUUAUCGUUACUUGACGAUAAAUACGCGAAAAUGCUACUGUGUACACGGCAUCAAUAGAUAGAGACAGAUAUAUAAUUACCGAUAUAAGUAUUGUUACUUUUACCGGUAUUAAUAAUGGAAUCUAGAUAGCGUUAAUGGGUGUAUAUUGUGUGAGUAUCGUUAUUUUUAAUGUUAAUAUAACGGUACUUUGGUAAAGCUAUAAAAAAACGGUAAUGUGAUCCUUGAUAAUAGUGACUUCACAAGCGACAAAAUCUUCCAUUUGUCGGGUUGAUUCUAUGACUAUUAGAAAAUUUGUAAUUAAAAAAGGAUUCGUG